CCCCGUUAGACUUGAGAGGGUCGUGAUUGCCGCCGCGCUCCACCAAAGCAUCGCCUCGGCCACACCAACAUCCCCAUCCCAAGCCUCGCCUCGCCUCCCUCCUCCUUCCCAUCGACCAACAUCCAUCAGCCAUCCCCGCCCAUUGAGUCGAAACCGCAUCUCACCACGCCGCCCGGACUGCGUUCCGUUGUAUCGCAGAGCGCAAGGGCUGGGGAAAAGUUCGUCACAAGAGACUCAGCCAUACGUCGCCGUCGCCCUCGCUGUUGGCAGUCUAGCCGCCGGCAACUCACCGCCGACCACGACGACAUUUGCGCGUUGCUAUCGCCAACGGAGCUGAUCGCAAACGCGGCACAAUGUACAACGCGCACCGAGGCAUGGCCCCGGGGCCGCAAGCGGGCAGCAGGUUGCAGGAGCUGCUGGACCAGGUGCGCGCGGAGUUCGAACAGCAUACUCAGCGGUCAGCCGCCCAUGAGCACGAUUUGCACCAGCAGAUUCAGGAAAUGGAACUUGUGAGGACCAAGAUCUAUCAGCUCGAGACCAGCCACGUCCAGAUGAAGCAGAAAUAUGAGGACGAGAUCGCGCGUCUCCGACACGAGCUCGAGCAGCGAGGUGGUCCUUCGCAAGGCCCACACGCUGCACCACCUCAACCGCAGCCUCCAGCCAUAGGACACGGACCUGCCAAUCUCUUCCAAGGCAUCAUGGCCGGCGGUGGUCAGAGUGGACCAGGCCUUGCACCUCCGCCUCAAGAAGCUCAAGGCCAGCCAGGCAUGCCAGGACACAUGCAAGGCCAAGCACCUCCAGGUCUCACCCAACCACCUCCUGGACCACCGCACAACCCAUUCGCCUAUGGUCAACCACAGCAGGGUCCUCCAGGUCUCGUUGGCUACCCAGGACAGCCACCUCAGCCCACCGCUAGCCCAGGCGCUGGAAAGCCUCGCCUCGGAGCGCCACCAGGAGUACGUGGACCUGCAACACCUCAGCAGAAUCAUGCAGCAGCCUACCCAGGCUCGCCACACCACGCGCGCCCAACGCCGCCACCAAAUGGUCCAGGACCAGCGAACCCGAAUGCAUUGAUUGCCCCAGACUUCGCCUAUACCCCAGUUGACUUGGACCGAAUCGGCAACCAGCUGUCGGAUUAUGAUCCAGACAAGCUUCCUCCACACCUGAAGAAGCAGGGCGAUGACUGGCACGCGGUAUUCAACCCGCAGAUGCCACGCAGGUUGGAUGUUGACCUCGUCCACAACCUUCCUCACCAGAGCGUGGUGUGCUGUGUUCGCUUCAGUCAUGAUGGUCGCUUUGUCGCAACCGGUUGCAACAGAUCGGCGCAGAUCUAUGAUGUCAACUCUGGCAACCAAGUCUGUCACCUCCAGGACAAUCAAACCAAUUCCGAAGGCGAUCUUUACAUCCGCAGCGUAUGCUUCAGUCCAGAUGGACGAUACCUCGCUACAGGCGCGGAAGACAAGAUCAUUCGCGUAUGGGACAUUGCUGCCAAGCAGAUUCGUCACCAAUUCUCUGGUCAUGACCAGGACAUUUACUCCCUUGACUUUGCCUCUGAUGGUAGAUACAUUGCGUCCGGAUCUGGGGAUAGAACAAUCAGACUCUGGGACCUGCAGGACAAUCAGUGCGUCCUCACCCUCUCGAUUGAAGACGGAGUGACGACGGUCGCCAUGUCUCCAAACGGUCGAUAUGUUGCAGCUGGUAGCUUGGACAAGAGCGUACGCAUCUGGGACACGCAGACCGGCGUGCUUGUCGAACGCACAGAGGGCGAGCAGGGUCAUAAGGACAGUGUAUACUCUGUCGCUUUCUCCCCAUCUGGAGAGCACCUCGUGUCUGGAUCUCUCGACAAGACCAUCCGCAUGUGGAGAUUGACUCCACGUAGCCAGUAUGCACCACUGGGCAACGCACCGCCAAAUCCAAAGAGUGGCGAGUGUAUCCGCACUUUCGAAGGCCACAAGGACUUUGUCCUGAGUGUAGCACUUACCCCCGACGGAUCUUGGGUGAUGUCUGGCUCUAAAGACCGUGGAGUGCAGUUCUGGGAUCCCGAGACCGGAAAGGCUGUGCUCAUGCUGCAGGGACAUAAGAACUCUGUCAUCUCCGUCGCCCCAUCGCCAAUGGGCGGUUUGUUCGCCACCGGCUCUGGAGACAUGAAGGCUAGGAUCUGGCGCUACUUCCCAUACAACACUGGUGGUUUAGAACACCGUGUAUAGUCAAAAUAUUCACUUCUGAAAUACUGAUGAUGUCUCAGAAUCUAGUAGCGCAGCCCGAGCCAUGGCAUUGGACUUUUAUAGACCUUCAGAUGUGCAAAGAUCGUUCCAAUUGGGGCAAUCAUCGCAAAAUCCUAUUAUGAUACAAUCGCAGUCGCCGCCAUCUCGAAUCGGAUCGGUGGACUGGAAAGGUGGAUAAGGGAGGAGUAGUUUGGAGGGCGGCCAACGUAUUGGUAUAUCCUGGGACUUCAUGGCGGCAUGGCAAUGGAGUUGGGGGUAUGCCCGCGGAUGGGCGAUGUAACAAAUUCAUAGGAUGACAAAACGUGUAUUGAAAUGCUAUGCGUUGUUG
Molecule: messenger RNA, 2553 nt
Organism: Pseudocercospora fijiensis CIRAD86
Lineage: Eukaryota; Fungi; Ascomycota; Dothideomycetes; Mycosphaerellales; Mycosphaerellaceae
Exons: 4
Coding region: 354-2207 (617 amino acids)
Molecular function (GO): protein binding
Source: RefSeq, a predicted model, not a curated record